Klebsormidium nitens is the source of this 1146-nucleotide messenger RNA. NCBI's taxonomy places the organism in Eukaryota, Viridiplantae, Streptophyta, Klebsormidiophyceae, Klebsormidiales, Klebsormidiaceae. The record is from the annotation of a GenBank genome assembly.
AAUCACUUCGACAGUCAGCUGAACGAAACAUUCAGAAUCAGGGCGCCCAGCUCUCCUCUCGAGAGCUCAUUUCUCAAACGUUUAAUUUGUGCCCACUUGCGCCAGCUUCUUCUUAAAUUCAAAGUCAAUGUUAUGCUGUGGCCCUGGGAUUGCAACGCGGCUCUGGACGGGGACAUCUGCCUGAGGGAGGACUCGGAUGGUGGUCGUGACACUGCGUUGACAAGAGUUUUUGAUCCUCUGGGCAGAUGGCUGGUGGCCUUGAGACAUUCGCGGUCCACAAUGCAAGUGAAGAGGUCAUGCUCUUGUGGAGUUUCCGUGAUCCUUCCAGAGCCAAGCAUUACGCAUUCGUCAGUCAGAAGUCCCGGCACUUGGAUGCGGAAGUCUGCGGCCGAAACCUCCGCCUUGUGCAAUCGCAGAUGCAGUCUACGGUGACCGGGUCCGUUGUAUGGGACAGCGCCCUCGUACUGGCCAAGUUUCUGGAGUACGCUGCAGAUCAAGGCUGGCUUGACUUCCGCGCCAAGUCAUGUGUUGAGCUUGGCGCAGGCUGCGGCUUGGUCGGCCUUACGGUAGCUUUCCUGGGUGCCGCCCGCGUGAUCCUGACAGACAUGCCGGACAGGUUGCGGCUACUCCGACAAAACGUGGAGGACAACUACGUCGCGCCCAAGGGCAGCCCGGCAAGCUUAGAGGUCGUGGAGCUGUUGUGGAGCACGGAACCGACGGCGGCACUGCUGGACCCACGGCCCGACUGGAUUGUGGCGUCAGACGUCGUGUACGACGACGAGACAUUCGCCGAUCUUUUGACGACCCUGAAGGAGCUAAGUACCAGCGAGACCACCAUAAUCAUUGCAGUUGAGCUUCGGAUAGAUUCUGUGAUAGAGUCGUUCCUCGAGGCUGCCUUGAGUCACUUUUCAAUCAGCAGGGUGGCUGACAAAAGCUUGCAUCCAGAGUACAAGAGCCAACGAGUAGUCGUCUAUUUGUUGAGAAGAAAAGAGAAGCCUGUUGGAGGUGAUGGUCGCUAAGCAGUAUACAGGAUCGUUAAAAGGGCCAAUUUGAAGUUCGUGUUUGCUAGCGGCCCGAUAGUUGUAACCAAUGACCGAACAAUCUGUAUAUGUUCUUCCAUGCAACGUUUGUUUGACUCAAUGCGCA